Fasciola hepatica (liver fluke) is the source of this 327-nucleotide messenger RNA. NCBI's taxonomy places the organism in Eukaryota, Metazoa, Platyhelminthes, Trematoda, Plagiorchiida, Fasciolidae. The record is from the annotation of a GenBank genome assembly.
AUGUCAGGAAACAAAGAAGCAACCGAGGGACUGUUCAGUAAUCUGCCCCCAAAUGGAAAGAUGACAAUCUCCAACCGGUAUAGUGGUGCCGUUGGGGUAUCUCAGCGUAGGAUCUGCGUUCAUUUGUUGUCCGAGGAAGUAAUCUUGGUACCCAUUUUCUCUGAGGGAGUCGCCGACAGAUUCCAGCGCUUUGGUAGCAAUCAGAGAAACGCCAAAAUCCAUGGACCGUUAAUGGUUGUUCAAAACGGGGUAAAAUCAUCGAAGUCUCCCAUAUUCAGCAGACCCAGCUGCAUAUACCAGCUUAUUCAGCAGAAGUAUCGGCGAUAA